Anopheles nili is the source of this 1540-nucleotide messenger RNA. Its product is annotated as ADP-dependent glucokinase. Gene Ontology annotation, molecular function: ADP-specific glucokinase activity. Gene Ontology annotation, biological process: glucose metabolic process. The record is from RefSeq and is a predicted model, not a curated record. Lineage: Eukaryota; Metazoa; Arthropoda; Insecta; Diptera; Culicidae. Gene Ontology annotation, cellular component: endoplasmic reticulum. The transcript is spliced from 3 exons. Bases 1 to 1494 code for a protein of 497 amino acids.
AUGUUUUCCCUUCUGAGUACCGCAACCAUGCUAGGGGCUUUUACAGCCCUUUUCGCCAUCGUCUUUCAAGCCUAUUUAGCUUCGAACGAAUUGGUUAGGUUGACAAUAAUUCUGCAACAUUUACGUGAUCUAGAAGUAGAAUUCCUAGUCCGUGGUCCACGCGUAGCAAUUGGGUAUGGAUCUUGCAGUGAUCUGCACGUUAGGGCGACAGAUUUUCUCGAAUACAACGAAAACAUCGGGCUUGCUUUAAAUGCGUCCGAGUACAGCUUUGACGACAUUGAAAACGAGGAGGAGUUUCUGCUUAAUUUUGCAUACUACUUUCAACGCGGAGCAGCUGCGGAACGUUUCACUGCCAAUCGAGAAAUGUUCUUGAGUCUAGUUCAGCGAGCCAAGAAGUCGGCAACGAUUGUGCACCAUUGGGCGUUAGGCGGCAAUGCGCCGGUCAUAGGAACACGAAUGGCGAUCGAAGGGGCAAAUGUUCUUCUCGGUGCUAAAAUGUCUUCCAAGUUGAAAACUCAUCUACGACCUGAAGUGCGCCUCACAGGGAGCCUUAUCGACGACGACGAUAUUCAUCUGAUUCUAGAGUACAAUACCGGAGACAGCUGGGGUGAUUUAGUGUCGCCUCGCGCCAAUCGUUACAUUCUGCACAAUGAUCACCAUAAUCCGUACCUAACUUCGUUGGAGGAGUUCAACUCCGCGUUGGUCGGAUUUGCACCGGAUUUGUUUGUCGUAAGUGGACUCCAGAUGAUGGACAACUACGUCUACCCGGAUGGGGUUCGAGAACAGCUGCUGGAUAGGGUACACCAGCAGAUGCAAGCACAAUCGCGCACAAAAACGCUCGUUCACUUCGAAAUGGCCAGCUUUGUGGAGUUGGAAUUGCUUCAGCUGCUCUUGCGAAAGGUAAUUCCGUACAGUGACUCAAUCGGCAUGAACGAGCAAGAACUGGACAACCUGCAGCAAGUGUUGGAAACCGGACGGAUAAGCCUGGUCGCCGAUUGUAAUCCCCGGUUGGCACAUUCACUUGAUCAGGCGCGCGCCGUGUUUCGUAAGUUGAACGAAGAACAACCCGCCAAAUUAUCCACUUCCACGGACGAUGCGCUUCGUCGCCCGCUGUCUCGAAUUCAUCUACAUACGCUAGCCUAUCAGGCUUUCAUCGUAACCAAGGAUAGCCGGUGGAUGCAUACGAAGAAUGCGGCCGCUAAAGCGUCGCUGACCGCACACCGGCACGUGUGUGCGAGCACGAUCGUCAACCCAGACGCCGCCUAUCUGCAGAUGGACGAAAGCUUUGCCGUGUCGACGAAACCUGGUGCUAAGCGCGUGCACUUCAACAAUCAUGAUCCGGUGUCUUGUUGGGAGGAAUCGAUUCCUCUGGAGGGAUCCCGUUCCAUUACUGUGGAUAUUUGCGUCGCACCGGUGUUGAUAUGCAAACACGCCAAGCAAACGGUCGGGGCAGGCGAUAACAUUUCCGGCGCGGGAUUAGUAUUGCAGAUAUAAGCCACGUUCUAGUGAAAAAACGAAGAAAAAAAAACAUUCAACGUAA